This is a messenger RNA of Talpa occidentalis (Iberian mole), 1918 nucleotides long. RefSeq names its product transmembrane protein 35A (gene TMEM35A). The transcript is spliced from 2 exons. Lineage: Eukaryota; Metazoa; Chordata; Mammalia; Eulipotyphla; Talpidae. Gene Ontology annotation, biological process: chaperone-mediated protein complex assembly; positive regulation of protein localization to cell surface. Bases 134 to 655 code for a protein of 173 amino acids. Gene Ontology annotation, cellular component: endoplasmic reticulum. The record is from RefSeq and is a predicted model, not a curated record. Gene Ontology annotation, molecular function: acetylcholine receptor regulator activity.
CCUCUCCUUUGUCAUUCUAGCUGCCUGCUGCCUCCGCGGCGUCCCUCUUGCUCCCUCUGUGUUAACUGCUUGCGCCGUAGACAGACAGAGUGCGCAAAACAGAAGGAUUAGUUGGGACCUGCCUUGGUGACCCAUGGCAUCCCCCAGAACCAUAACUGUCGUGGCCCUUUCGGUGGCCCUGGGACUCUUCUUUGUUUUCAUGGGGACUAUCAAGUUGACCCCCAGGCUCAGCAAGGAUGCCUACACUGAGAUGAAACGUGCCUACAAGAGCUAUGUUCGCGCGCUCCCGCUGCUGAAGAAGUUGGGGAUCAAUUCCAUUCUCCUCCGCAAAAGCAUUGGUGCUCUGGAGGUGGCCUGCGGCAUCGUCAUGACCCUUGUGCCUGGACGCCCCAAAGAUGUGGCCAACUUCUUCCUCCUCUUGCUGGUGUUGGCCGUGCUCUUCUUCCACCAGCUGGUGGGUGAUCCUCUCAAACGCUAUGCCCAUGCCCUGGUGUUCGGAAUCCUGCUCACCUGCCGCCUGCUGAUUGCCCGAAAACCGGAAGACCGGUCUUCUGAGAAGAAGCCCUCGCCCAGGAAUCUGGGGAAAGCAGGAAGUGCUGAGGAGCAGCCCUCCUUAUACGAGAAGGCCCCUCAGGGCAAAAUGAAGUUGUCCUAGGAAAGCAGACGUGCAAAAAGUGGACCUUCCAGCCAGUUGCCUCCAUGAUACCCAGGAAGAUGUCAGUGUGUGUUUUUCAUUUGAUUUAUUUAUCUUGAGGGAAAGAGAAAAAUGUAAGCUGCAAGUUCAUGGCCCUUUGGCUUGUGUCCGCCUAUACCCUAAAAUGACCUCCUCACGUAGACAUGUGUGCACCACCUUUAAUCACUCUGGACCAAUUCUCACAUCUUGCUGCAUGUACAUGUAUACGGCUAACUAUUGAAGUGUUUUUUUGUGAGAUGGACUCCAGCAAGCAUGUGACUGUGAGAUUACGUACGUGUGAGAAAAUGUAUUUAUUGUGUGUGUGCUCGCGCACAUGCACACAGAUAUGCACGUGCGGAGGAGAAAGCUCUGAUCUUGAACUAAUCCUACAUAGGUACCCUUCCCUUUGUAGAUGGUUGCUAGUGAAGGCAGAAUACAAUAAACCUCCUAUAAAGAGAAUCCUACUCCUGGUAUAAAUACGGGAUACAGUCCCAUGAGGUAGGGGGGAAUCCUUCAAGAAAUUAAGCUGAAAACCACUUUAGGAAAAAGUUCCUUCAAUUUGAGACACUGACUUAUCUGGGAAAUGAAUUAGCCUCUACUUUGACCGUUGUUUCAAUUUUAAAUACUCCACAGUGAGUUUAACUGAAGCAAGGGAUAUAUGAAACCAAUAAUUAAGUAUUCAAGUGAUUAAAUUAAAAGGUAUCACCUUGCCACUGUCCAGGCCCAAUUUACUAAGCUCUUUUACUCACAGUUUGAAACUGAAGUAUAAAUUUGUUACCAGGCAUCUCUUUUGGAUUUUCUUCAGCCAAAAGCUGCCUCACUUCCACCGCUCUCAGCAGCUAACCAGGAUUUGGCAGCUGCUCCACUGUUACCAUUGGAGGGAGCAGGGAUUAGUCCUGUUAAAAGUCUGUGAAUCUCAAAAGCUAGCUGUUCUCUUAAGUCAUCUGAAAUUUGACAGAGGAGCUGUAUCCAGUGUUUCUCAGCCAAACAGAUUCACUACUCCUAUUGAAUCUUCACUGAACUUUGCUAGUGUAAGCUGAUCCAGGUUACACGCCCCCCCAAGGGGUUUCUCCUCUAUACCUCUUUAUCAUCCCGUUGGGUGGAGUUUAGUUUAGGAGGGGGAAGGACUCUUGAAAUGGGUUAGUUGGAUUGGGCAGUAUGAGAAUUUGCUUUCUUCAUUGCAUACUGCUGUUUCUCCUUGUUAGAUGUGCUUUGAUGGUUUUAAUAUUAUUGUGCCAGGGAUGG